ACCGCGUCUUUAUAUAGUGUGACGUCACCGGCGAGCAGCACAUCUUUGUCAGUGAACAAAAUGGCAACCUACUGUCUGACUGUCGCCAGGCUUCAGCUGGCCCUGGGCCACGGCGCACGCCGCCUGCACGUAUCGGCAGCGUACAGAGCCACGGCCAAUGUGUCUAUGAGCCGGUUUGAGCCCACCUCGUUCGUCAACUACGAGAAGCUCCAUUCCAACGUUGACAUUGUGCGAAAAAGACUCAAUCGGCCCCUCACGCUGUCAGAGAAGAUUGUUUAUGGCCACCUUGAUGACCCCCACAACCAGGAUAUCGAUCGUGGCCGCACCUAUCUGCGGCUGCGUCCCGACCGCGUGGCCAUGCAGGAUGCCACAGCCCAGAUGGCGAUGCUCCAGUUCAUCAGCAGCGGCCUGCCAAAAGUGGCCGUGCCCUCCACCAUCCACUGCGAUCACCUGAUCGAAGCCCAGAUCGGCGGGGUUGUGGAUCUGGCCAGGGCAAAGGAUGUCAACCAAGAGGUGUACAACUUCCUGUCCAGUGCUGGGGCAAAAUAUGGAGUUGGCUUCUGGAAACCAGGCUCUGGAAUCAUCCAUCAGAUCAUACUCGAGAACUACGCCUACCCGGGAGUGAUGCUUAUUGGCACGGACUCCCACACACCAAACGGAGGUGGGCUUGGUUCCAUCUGCAUUGGAGUUGGAGGAGCCGACGCUGUGGAUGUCAUGGCAGGAAUUCCAUGGGAGCUCAAGUGCCCCAAGGUGAUUGGAGUGAAGCUGACUGGCUCACUUUCUGGCUGGACGUCCCCUAAGGAUGUCAUCUUGAAGGUGGCCGGCAUCCUGACAGUGAAGGGAGGCACUGGAGCCAUUGUUGAAUAUUAUGGACCAGGAGUCGACUCCAUUUCCUGCACUGGAAUGGCCACCAUUUGCAACAUGGGAGCAGAAAUUGGAGCCACGACCUCAGUAUUCCCCUACAACCACCGCAUGAAGACCUACCUGGAGAAGACUGGACGUGGACAGAUCGCUGCCCUGGCCGAUGAAUACUCCGACUUGUUGGUGCCAGACGAAGGCUGCGAGUACGAUCAGAUCAUCGAGCUAAAUCUGGACGAGCUGAAGCCCCACAUCAACGGACCAUUCACCCCUGACCUGGCUCACCCAGUGUCUGAAGUUGGUGCUGUUGCUGAGAAGAACGGCUGGCCACUCGAGGUCAAAGUUGGUCUGAUCGGCAGCUGUACCAACUCCAGCUACGAGGACAUGGGCCGUGCUGCUUCUGUGGCCAAGCAGGCUUUGGAUAAAGGCCUGAAGUGCAAAGCUCAGUUCACGGUCACCCCCGGCUCAGAGCAGAUCCGUGCCACCAUCGAGCGAGAUGGAUAUUCAAAGAUCCUUGGAGAUGUUGGAGGCGUGGUCUUGGCAAACGCCUGUGGGCCCUGCAUCGGACAAUGGGACAGGCGUGAUGUGAAGAAGGGAGAGAAGAACACAAUCGUCACCUCAUUCAACAGAAACUUCACUGCCAGGAACGAUGCUAACCCUGCGACACAUGCCUUUGUUACCUCCCCUGAGAUCGUCACUGCCAUGGCCAUUGCCGGCACGUUAAACUUCAACCCCGAGACAGACUACCUUACAGCCCCCAAUGGCGAGAAGUUCAAGCUCGAGCCCCCCAACGGAGAUGAACUCCCCGCCAGAGACUUUGAUCCAGGCCAGGACACCUACCAGCACCCACCACCUGACGGCACCAGCCUCAGAGUGGACGUCAGCCCUGAGAGCAACCGGCUACAGCUGCUGGAGCCCUUCGACAAAUGGAGCGGCGGCGACCUGAAGGACAUGCAGGUCCUCAUCAAGGUGAAGGGCAAAUGCACCACAGACCACAUCAGUGCCGCUGGACCGUGGCUGAAGUUCCGCGGCCACCUGGACAACAUCUCCAACAACAUGCUGAUCGGUGCCGUCAACAGCGAGAACGACGCCAUCAACAAGUUAAAAAACCAACUGACGGGAGAGUAUGGAGGAGUCCCUGACGUUGCUCGUCACUACAAGGCCAAUGCUUUGUCGUGGGUUGUGGUCGGAGAUGACAACUACGGUGAGGGCUCCAGCAGGGAGCACGCAGCGCUGGAGCCCAGGCAUCUGGGAGGGAGAGCCAUCAUUGUCAAGAGCUUUGCCAGAAUUCAUGAAACUAACCUGAAGAAGCAGGGUCUGCUCCCAUUGACCUUCAGCAACCCGUCUGACUACGACAAGAUCCGCUUUGACGACAAGAUCUCCAUCAAAGGACUCAAAACCUUCACUCCAGGAAAGCCUCUGACCGCCGCGGUGAAGCACAGCGACGGCAGCGAGGACACCCUGGUGCUCAACCACAGUUUCAACGAGACACAGAUCGAAUGGUUCAAGGCAGGCUCAGCCCUCAACAGGAUGAAGGAGGUGCAGCACUGAGCAAGAGGAGCGAGGAGAGAGAAUGUGCAGGAGGAUGAGGAUUUCCAAGGGGGGGGGAAAACAGGGUGGUGAGGAUUGUGGGGAAAUAGGGGGCUGGGAAUGUUGACAGCUGCUUCAUCACCUUCAUUAGCACACGCAGCUUGGACUGAAGUAAUGUUAAGAGUUAAAUGUUUGUGAAUGACUUCAGACUUAGUGCCGAGCUGAUGUCGAUGAUGGACCACGGCAACAUCAUUGUCGAGACUGGUGUAGGUGAACGCAUCAUGUUUUUCAGAGUCAAACUGUUAUAACAGGUUAGAAAUCUUUCUGUUGUAAAAACUAAAAAAAGAUGCACACAAAGCUUGGUGACAUAAUCCGCCACCAGCUGAUGUGCUGCCAGUGUUUUUGCAGCUGUUCAAACAGGUCGCUACAACUCUGGAGGCCAUUUCACACUGGCUUGAGAAUAGUGUUGCACACUGUGUGCAACUUGUCAGCUUUAGUCAACUAUUGUCAUUCAAGCUGCUCCUGUGUUAUUUAAAGUCCACCCUGGGACAGUUAAUACUGCUGUCGUUGGUUCUCUGGUUCUGUCAGUGAAGCUGUACUCGGCAGUGAUCAUGUGUUUCCAGAACAAACUUUCACUCAUCCACUGAAAUACUUCAGGGUGAGCCUGUCUGCUCCUUAGCGGCCACUAGGAGGCACUGCAGUGUCUACAAGGCACCCAAUGACUGCAGUAUCUACAGUUAGUUGAAUUUUAUUCUGUGAAAGGUAGGACAUCGCGUAAAAGCGGAUUGAGAGAAUCUGAAUUAAGCUAAAAGAGCACAACUCGUGGGAUGUAGUGAACAUCACAGAUUGGUUACCGUCCAACUGUCCAGUUUUACAGUAGGUUUUCAUCCACAGUGAAUAUUGUCAUUGUUACUAAAGGAUACAGAGAAUUAUUGUACGCAUUUCCUUAUAUACAAAGGAACUUUUAUGCUUUAAUACUGUGUAAAAAUAUCCUGUUUUAUCCUCUUCCUCCCCGACGCCAUCCUUAACCCACCCCCAUCCCCCAAUCAAAUCCUAACCUCUUUACAAGGUCAAACACACCGCAAGAUCUUCCCCUUGUUAAUUUAUUUAUGCUUUCCCCCCCCUCCUGCAAUAGUCCACAUCCUGCAUGAAAUUUCAUAAAGGUUUUAUUCUUUUUUUCUUCUUUGGAGAAAAAUAAACGAACACAAUUUUGAGUUUUGUAAUGGUUGAGGAAAAACUGACAACUGUAAAUUUCCACCUGCUUGAUAUAAGUAAUGUGGCAACUCGUAAGAGAUACACUUUGCUGUGGUGGGAUAUCAUUUUAACUGAAAAUCACUCCACAACCUCAAUGUAGGAGGUUGUAAACCAAACAAAACGUUUGGUUUUUCCCCCUUCACUACAUCAGUCCCUGCAAACAAAAUGCAUCAACAAGUCAAUCCAAGGCUUUAACCACUGUCUCACUGUAUGUAGUGUCUGCUUUUAUGUACAUUUAAGUGUCAGGUUUUCUCUUCACAUCGAUGAUCCUGUCUGUGUACAGAAAUGCCAAUGGGUUGUAAAAUAAAAGCGAUGUGAAUAAAAUGUGUUUAAAUGUUGA
Messenger RNA from Scophthalmus maximus (turbot), 3982 nucleotides. It is a transcript of the gene aco2, whose product is annotated as aconitase 2, mitochondrial. The transcript is spliced from 17 exons. The record is from RefSeq and is a predicted model, not a curated record. Gene Ontology annotation, cellular component: cytosol; mitochondrion. Gene Ontology annotation, molecular function: aconitate hydratase activity; 4 iron, 4 sulfur cluster binding. NCBI's taxonomy places the organism in Eukaryota, Metazoa, Chordata, Actinopteri, Pleuronectiformes, Scophthalmidae. The coding region runs from base 61 to 2409 and encodes 782 amino acids. Gene Ontology annotation, biological process: tricarboxylic acid cycle.